AUGGUAAAUCUAACGACACAAAAGCGAUUAGCCGCUGCUGUCCUCAAGUGCGGUGAACGCAAGAUCUGGUUGGACCCAAAUGAGGCCAACGAAAUCUCAAAUGCAAACUCUCGCCAAAACAUCCGCAAACUCGCCAAAGAUGGUCUGAUUAUCCGAAAGCCACAGACAGUCCACUCUCGAUUCCGUGUCCGUGAAAAGGCCGCCGCAAAGAGUCUGGGUCGUCACAUGGGUACUGGUAAACGACGUGGUACUGCCGAUGCUCGUAUGCCUACCGCUGUCUUAUGGAUGAGAAGGAUGCGCGUAUUACGUCGUCUUUUGCGCAAGUACCGUGAGCAAAAGAAGAUUGAUAAGCAUCUAUACCACUCGCUCUACAUGAAGGCAAAGGGUAACGUCUUCAAGAACAAGCGUGUAUUGAUGGAACACAUUCACAAGGCUAAGGCUGAAGCUGCCCGUACAAAGACUUUGGCUGACCAAGCUGAAGCCAUCCGUGCCCGAACCAAGGCUGCCCGUGAACGUCGUCAACAACGUGUCGCCGCAAAGAAGGAGGGUGUUGAAGAAGCUGCACCUGCUGAAGUCGCUGCCGAAGCUCCAGCUCCUGCUGCUGCUACACCUGCACCAACAAAAGCUGCUAAAGGUGCUAAACGAUCGUAA
Molecule: messenger RNA, 651 nt
Organism: Synchytrium microbalum
Lineage: Eukaryota; Fungi; Chytridiomycota; Chytridiomycetes; Synchytriales; Synchytriaceae
Exons: 4
Coding region: 1-651 (216 amino acids)
Biological process (GO): translation
Cellular component (GO): ribosome; cytosolic large ribosomal subunit
Molecular function (GO): structural constituent of ribosome; RNA binding
Source: RefSeq, a predicted model, not a curated record